AUGGAUAGAGAGGAGACAGACACCGUAACUUAUUCUAAAAUACGUUGGAGGAGCUUGCAUAUAAACCUAUUUAAGCUUGCUAAACAAAUUAUACCUUCCGAGACUAAAGGUGACUUAGAGCUCGACCAGAGCGAGUGGAGUGCAAAGUAUGAGUCCGAUCAGUCGGUGACAGGGAUGUGCUUUAGCUCUUUUACCGAAACGGGACGAGCUGCAUUUAGGCUUGUGUUUCAUGCACGUCUUACUCGAGGCAGAAGGAAGAAUUCUGCCUCUAGAUUUGAAAACCAGGCGCAUCAAGCAGGAAUGCCAGAGUUACUACACCUUUUGCGGGAGGUUGUUACAAGGGGCCCGUGGUGUGCGAUCGAUCUGAGAGAUCAGAGUUUAAGUGCGGCGCCCCAGCUUGCUGCCGCACAGGCCGUGCAGGCCAAUCACAUGGUCGAGCCUAAUGCUGAUAGAGUUGCACCUCGCUCGUUUAUCCGUGCUUGA
Babjeviella inositovora NRRL Y-12698 is the source of this 483-nucleotide messenger RNA. RefSeq lists its product as uncharacterized. The record is from RefSeq and is a predicted model, not a curated record. The coding region runs from base 1 to 483 and encodes 160 amino acids. NCBI's taxonomy places the organism in Eukaryota, Fungi, Ascomycota, Pichiomycetes, Serinales. The transcript is spliced from 7 exons.